Molecule: messenger RNA, 2829 nt
Organism: Carassius carassius (crucian carp)
Lineage: Eukaryota; Metazoa; Chordata; Actinopteri; Cypriniformes; Cyprinidae
Product: mucosa-associated lymphoid tissue lymphoma translocation protein 1-like
Exons: 18
Coding region: 259-2721 (820 amino acids)
Biological process (GO): proteolysis
Molecular function (GO): cysteine-type endopeptidase activity
Source: RefSeq, a predicted model, not a curated record
CCUCGUUGAGCUGCUCAGGAGAGACGAGAUGAACACCUUCCUCUUUGUUAGACAUCAGGAAGUGAUGCACACACACACACACGUAUGGUUUGAAAGUUGGAGUUUCCCACAUCAGUCAGUGUAGCGAAGAAUUAAUGAAUUGCUUAAUAAUGGGAUACAUGUCAACAUCUGAUCCGUCCACGGUGCUUUGCUAAACAUUUACAUCAGAGUUCAGCAGGUCAACCAAUCACACUUGUGUAUGAGCUGUUUUCUUCAGUCAUGUCAGAUUUGAAUGACAACUCUUUGAACAUAAAUUUCUUGAAAGAAUCUGUGUUGAAGAGACUCUGUGAGUCUCUUGACAAGGCCAACAAUAAGGGAUGGCGAAAACUGGGUGAAAUCGUGAAAAGUGACAAGCGAUUCAAAGUGAGUCUGGAUGAUAUGGAUAUGUGUUCUCUGAAGGCUUUGGAGGCGGAUGGAAGUCCUUCCCGCAGUCUGCUCAAACUCAUUGGAGGUCAAGGAUGUAUGGUGGGUGAACUGGUGGAGUUUUUACAGAUCAUGGGUCAUACGGAUGCCCUGCAGUGCCUGAAACCUCCAGGAAUUCAAAUCCUCGUCCAACCACAAUCAGUGGCUGUCAUUACUGGACACAACCUUCGUCUAAGUUGUUAUGCUCUUGGUGCUUCAUGUGUGCAGUUCCAGUGGUUUAAGAAAACGGAAGAGGUACAUAACAGCUCCUCUCCAGACCUGGUAUUCAGUCCAGUCCGGCUCAAAGAUGCAGGGUUUUACAUCUGUCGGGUCAACUGUGGAAACGAGUAUGAGUUCAGUAACUGGGCCCAAGUGGAUGUCCUUGAUGUUCCACCAAGAUAUGGAUUAGUGUCUCUGGCUUCAGAGGGCAGGCCGAGGGUGCUGAUCCAGCCUCAAGCUCAAAGGCUGCUGGUGGGAGAUCUGCUCUAUCUGGAGUGUGGAGCUAUUGGAAGACCCCUACCACAAUAUCAAUGGUACAGAAAUGGACUGCCGAUCAAAAAAGCCACUAAGAGGAAGUACACUGUCAAGAAUUUGAUGCCAGAGCACCAGGGAAGAUAUCGCUGCGAGAUCUUUUGCAACAAUGAACGAACAUGGAGCAAUGAAGUUAAUGUUGUUGUCGUUGAAAAUCCUUGCCAAUCUGAAACGAAAGAGCCAAGAAUAUCUCAUGAAAUUUCAGGAGCAAUGGAGUGCUCUGAAGAUGAUUUUUUGCCUAUUGAUAGGGAUUACAGUCUUGAGAAACCUUACGCUACAGACAAAGUGGCUCUUCUGAUUGGUAACCUUACAUAUCGAAACCACCCACAGCUGAAAGCACCCAUGGUUGACGUGUAUGACCUCACCAAUCUGCUUCGGCAACUGAACUUCAAAGUGGUGUCUCUGUUGGAUCUAACGGAGUCCGAGAUGAGGAACGCCGUGGAGGAGUUCUUGUCCCUGCUUCAUAAGGGAGUGUACGGGUUGUUGUAUUAUGCUGGUCACGGUUAUGAGAACUUUGGGAACAGCUUCAUGGUGCCUGUUGAUGCCCCAAACCCAUACCGCUCAGGCAACUGUCUCUGUGUUCAGAGCAUCCUGAAACUAAUGCAGGAGAAGGAGACUGGACUCAACGUCUUCCUCCUGGACAUGUGCAGGAAAAGAAAUGUACAUGAUGAUGCCACGCCAAACGUUGUGCUCCAAGUUACAGCCAAUAUUGUGUUUGGAUAUGCAACUUGCCAAGAUGCUGAGGCUUUUGAAUUGAGUUCAAGUGGAUUCACCAAUGGAGUCUUUAUUAAAUUCCUGAAGGAGCGUCUCCUAGAGGAUGAGAAGAUAACUGUUCUGCUAGACAGAGUGGCUGAAGAUAUGGGUCAGUUUGACCCGACUAAGGGUAAGCAGGCUCUAGAGAUCCGCAGCAGUCUGUCAGAGAGACGUUCCCUCACUGAUCCCAUCCGCCCCAGGGACUACUCCGAUGCAGCCGAGGCACAGAACCUGCUCUGGUCUAAAGCACAUGAACUGCCAGAGAGUAAACUUCUGGACUUCGAGUGUGGAGUCCAGAUAAAAAUGGACUUUGCUGCAGAGUUUUCUAACGUGCUGGUCAUCUACACCAGCAUUGUGAAAAAGCCAGAGGAGAUGCUAUCGUGUCAGGCACACAUAACUAACCUCCCUUGGGACCUGGAUGUGGAUCCUAAGCUGAUGAAUAAAGAAACUCUGGAGGAAACGGGCAGCUUCUUACUUUCAGGCAGUCUUCCUCAUCACUGCCUCUACACUAGACUCAGCUCACUGCAGAAACUCAAGGAGGAACUAGCUUUCACUGUCUGCCUACAAGUCCAGUUUAUCUCCCUAGAUGACCAGGUCCAGUGGAACAUGGACGUUAGCAUCGGCAAGCCCCUCACCGCCAAACUGGAUCUAAACCGUCCCACCAGGAAGAACAGCUGUCAGCUGACGUGUUUCAUUCCCCACAGUCCGUCGACCAGCCCCAGCCACAGCCCCGCGUCUGACCGCCGCUUCCACAGCCAGGACCCCUGCAUCCCCCAGCAGUACGCCAACCCCUACCUCAACGUCUGCGAGCCCCUCCACGGAGCUGUGGGGGGUUAUGGGGACUAUCAAUUGUUUGGUGACCAUACAUAUCAAUAUGAGAAUAUGUCAUGCUCGGCCUUCCUGAACCCACCAAGUAUUCCCAUUGAGACCACUGAUGACAUUGACGACAUGCAGAAUGAAUUCAUGAAUAGUUUGCAACUCUAUAACCAUUCCUGAGUGAGUACACAACAGAUGAUUGAAGGGAUACUUCACACAAAUAUGAAAAAUUCUCUCAUCAUUUACCCGUUCCAGAUGUGUAUGACUUUCUUUCAACCGUUGAACACA